This is a messenger RNA of Dipodomys ordii (Ord's kangaroo rat), 1874 nucleotides long. RefSeq names its product basic, immunoglobulin-like variable motif containing (gene Bivm). Bases 631 to 1698 code for a protein of 355 amino acids. Gene Ontology annotation, biological process: nucleotide-excision repair. Gene Ontology annotation, cellular component: nucleus. The transcript is spliced from 9 exons. The record is from RefSeq and is a predicted model, not a curated record. Lineage: Eukaryota; Metazoa; Chordata; Mammalia; Rodentia; Heteromyidae. Gene Ontology annotation, molecular function: DNA endonuclease activity; single-stranded DNA binding.
ACUUUUUUUUGUUUAUCCUUUUUCUUGCCUUUUUUUUUUUUUUUAAACAUUUUCUCCUGCAUCUAUUUGCUUUUCGAUCGCCGCUUUUCUGGAACAAGUAGAUGCUUCCGAUGCCCUCCCAGAGACACUUAGGUUCAAGAGUCACAACUUUGCAAGAUUUUUAUGCAUUUACUUUUGGUCGCCCUGUCUUCCGACCGGGCCCAGGGAGGGUAGAGAAGGAAUCACCCAAGGACGGAAUGACCGAAGCUACCCACCGGCCCGCCCCUGGGGAACCGGAGUCCCGACCGCGGUUCCCGGCGCUCUGACGGCCGCGGAAGGCCGGCCCCGGGGUAACCGGAGUGCGUCGUGGGGCGCCGCGCCAGCCCAGCUGUGAUCCAGUUUGGUGUCGGGGUUCCACCGCAGCGGCAGCCAUCGGACCCCGGCUGGAACAAGCCAGAGCCCGUUCCAGUGUCUUGGCUCCAUGGGUGCAUUUGAAGCUUGUUAUUGAAUACAGUUUUGCUCUGCAGGCAGGAUCCAGCUUCUCAGUUCUCAAGUUUUUGUAGAAUGCAGUAAGCUGCGGCCCACGUUGUUUUUUAAGAAGAGAAGGUUGUAGCUUCCUCCUAGCAACAGACACUUUUACAGUUGCAUUCAAUGCCUAACAUUGCAGAACCCGAAAGGGCCAGUGAUUCUGGAAAUGGUGAGCACCAGUCCGAGAGGAAGUCUCUGGAAGAGAAUCUACAAGGUGCUGUAAAAUCUUUCUGCACAAGUACCUCAGGAGCAACCUUGGGUCCCAAAGGAGAUGGCCAUUACCCGUGGAGUUGUCCCGUGACUCACACUCGUGAAAAAAUUUAUGCCAUCUGCUCAGACUAUGCCUUCCUCAACCAGGCAACCUCAAUCUACAAAACCCCAAACCCAGCCCGCUCCUCUUGCCUCUCUGACAGUACCUCGUUAUCUACUGGGAAUAAUGCAUCAAAAUACAUCGGCAUCCCAACUAGUACAUCUGAAAUAAUCUAUAAUGAAGAAAACAACUUGGACACGUUAUCCAACAGCCUAGGCAAGCUACCUCUCGCAUGGGAAAUCGAUAAAUCGGAAUUCGAUGGGGUCACUACCAAUUUGAAACACAAAUCAGGCAAUGCAAAGAAACAAGUUUCCAAGAAAAAAACUUCGGAUAGAAAAGGAAGACACCAGAGAGAAUGCCCUCAGCAUUCUCCUCUUGAAGACAUCAAACAGCGGAAAGUGUUAGAUCUCAGACGAUGGUACUGCAUAAGCAGACCACAGUACAAGACUUCUUGUGGCAUUUCCUCAUUAAUUUCAUGUUGGAAUUUCCUAUACAGCACAAUGGGAGCUGGGAACCUUCCACCCAUAACCCAAGAAGAAGCUUUACAUAUUCUGGGCUUUCAGCCGCCAUUUGAAGAUAUCCGGUUUGGCCCAUUCACUGGAAAUACAACACUCAUGAGAUGGUUUAGACAAAUUAACGAUCACUUCCAUGUGAAAGGAUGCUCUUAUGUUCUAUAUAAGCCUCAUGGGAAGAACAAAACAGCUGGAGAAACAGCUUCGGGAGCCUUGUCAAAGUUAACUCGUGGACUGAAAGAUGAAUCGCUGGCUUACAUCUAUCAUUGCCAAAAUCAUUAUUUUUGUCCAAUUGGCUUUGAAGCAACUCCUGUUAAAGCAAGUAAAGCAUUUGGGAUUCCACAUGAACAAUGUGCCAGAAAUAACUAAAAAGUAUCUUCCCUUCUAACCAUGAAAGACAUGGAGAGUAUCAGGAUUCCUCUUUAUCCUGGUUGCAAGAAAACUCUGUACCAAAUUUUAUUUCCCUGUCAGGAACCAUAUUACCUUCAUGGCUAUAUUUGUUUGUUUGUUUUUUAAUUUCCUCAAUCCACAGUUUAUAUUUUAUA